GCUAUGAAGGAGGAAAUUGCCGCCGCCGUCUUUUUCAUGGGCCGCGUGGUCAAGCGCUACGGGUGUCUGGACAACGACGGCCGUGAGCGCUUCGGCACCGCGCUCACGUCCGCCUUGUUUGAGAGCUACAAGAACCACUGGCACCCCAACGUGCCCACCAAGGGGCAGGCCUACAGGUGUCUGCGAAUGAACCGGGUACAACAACAGGAUCCGGUGCUUCAGAAGGCGUGCGAUAGAAGCAGCGUGCGCUACGAGGACCUGGGCCUGCCUCAGGAGCUCACCGUGUGGGUUGACCCCGGAGAAGUGUCGUGCAGGUACGGCGAACACGGCACCCCCUUCUCCAUCUCAAAGGUGGACGGCAGCCGGCGUGCCGACGGCCACUUCUCCCGGCGAGUCAACGAUGCCGUGGAGCGAGCCAGCCUGGACGUACCCUCGGAGAGUUCUUCGGAUGAGGAUGAUGAUGAUGAUGGGGUGGAGGAGGAAGAGGGCGGUGAUAGCAGCAGCGGGCCAUCUGCUGCUCUCGGUGCCGAACCCAAAACCAUCCCGACUGUUAGCAAUCCCAAAAGCGUCUACCGGUUCAGCGAGUUUGCUCCUGGCGCACCCCAGACAUGGCUCACCCACCCCAAAAGGAAGCCAUUCGGCGGGGACACCUUCCUGCCUCUCGUCCCUCUACCUCAUCUCUCACCACAGCACCUGGCGGGCUCCAAAGGUUUCCAUUCCUACCGGGCUAUGUUUACCUUCACUGGGCCUCGUGUGGAUAAGUACCACUGGGUCAGCAAGUCCCGCUCCUAGAAUUUUCUGGAUCAUCGGUGAAGGGAAAAAAAAGUCUCAGGGCUGUUUGUGUCUUUGAAGGAAAUGGUUUUGAAUAUUUGUGCAUGAUUUAACUUUUUUCACCCCUUUUUUAACGUCUUGACACAAGUGUUUUUAAGUAAUUCUAACUGUAAAUGUGUUUUUAAUCACCGGUACCUGUGAAUAAAGUAAAUUGUGAACUGUAGCUCAAAAGAAAUAAACAGAUCCGUUUCAGA
Messenger RNA from Hippocampus zosterae (dwarf seahorse), 1025 nucleotides. RefSeq names its product maternal B9.10 protein-like. NCBI's taxonomy places the organism in Eukaryota, Metazoa, Chordata, Actinopteri, Syngnathiformes, Syngnathidae. The transcript has 4 exons. The record is from RefSeq and is a predicted model, not a curated record. Gene Ontology annotation, cellular component: nucleus; cytoplasm. Gene Ontology annotation, biological process: negative regulation of cell population proliferation; negative regulation of mitotic cell cycle. The coding region runs from base 4 to 792 and encodes 262 amino acids.